Messenger RNA from Phanerochaete carnosa HHB-10118-sp, 2487 nucleotides. RefSeq lists its product as uncharacterized. Lineage: Eukaryota; Fungi; Basidiomycota; Agaricomycetes; Polyporales; Phanerochaetaceae. The record is from RefSeq and is a predicted model, not a curated record. The coding region runs from base 150 to 1904 and encodes 584 amino acids. The transcript has 2 exons.
GCAACCUCGACGCACCGGCUCGUCAUCCUUUUAUUCCUCGCUCUCAUCCUCUCCUGUUCCUACUCGCAGAUCCUGAGGCGCAUACACCCACCUCGUUUCUCAUCUCUCGCUGCGCCCUUCAUCGCCCAUCCAACCCCUAGCGCGCCGCCAUGGUGAAGAGCUGCCUCAAGACCACCCCUCCGUAUACUCCGCUGCUCGACAGCGCCGCCGCGUCGCCCAGCGGAUCAGGCAGCAGAUCCCCCGCAACAUGCAACGGCCAGGUCCCUGCGCUGCGAAAAUACGUGUCCUUCUGCCAGGACGAAGAGUACUUCCAGGCCGAUGAUUGGGACCGGACGCCUGCCCCCGUGGCCCCCAAGUUAUCUUACCAGGAGAUCCUCGAGCUCAAGCAGAUCCUGAAGUCCCUUCCCCGUGCGCCAUCAUGCAGUAGUCGCCAACCAUUCUCGACGACCUCGAUACCGCGUUCGGCAUCGCCCCCUGGACAAUCAUCGUCGACCAAGCCUGUGUUCCCCAUAUCGCGCUUCGCCACUGCCCCUUCACUUACACCGUCGAAGUGGAAGAAUCGGGACGAUUCGGCGUCGUCUGUCGACCCACAGAUCCUGCCAUAUCUCGAUUCUGUUCCUAUACGUUUGCUCCCUCUGCUCCCUCCCUCAGAAGAGCCGUCCCAACCUAGCACGCCAGCGCAGUGCUCUACGUCUGACUCAUCGGAGCUCACUGAGACCACUGCCACCCCAGCUAAGCCGCCGCGGCCGCCGCAGUCGCCAUCAGCGUCCGCGCCUCCGGCGUGCGGUGUAAAUAUUGCAUCGUCGGCUGCUCCUUCAAAUAUCCUCUCCUUCGACACGACGCCCCCUGCAUCUCCUAUCCCUGCUCCUCAGCAUACCCCUACGAAGCGCAGACCGAACUUACCGAACUUCGCCUUUGUCCCUUUGUUGCCUGUGCGGGAAGAGUUUAAGGCCCCUGCUGAAAUCGCUGCUCCUCCUCCUCCGCCCCCGGCAAGGAGAUUCAACAUGACAUUCGUCCCUCUACUCCCUCCAGAAGAUCUCCCGAAAGUUUCGCAGGAGUCGUUGUCAGAUACUUCGAGUACUUUCGACGCGCCUGCGGAGCUGACACCUCAGAACGAGACCCCGCCAGAAGAUGAUCUGCAGCAUUCCGAGCACGACCUUAUCAGCUCGCCGCCGUCGUCAUACAUGCCGCUGAACAUUCAUCGGUCGUGCAUGUCAACGCCGUCCUUGUGCUCCGCUAGCGAUACAGACACUGAGAGCGAAACGCCCAGUGUGAGCAGUCCAUGCCCGUCCUCGCCUGCAGAGAGCGACCUCGCUCACUAUUUCGAGUCGCACGCGACGCUGGAGCCUCACGCCGAGGCCUUCGACAGCGAGCUCCAUCCUCAUAACUUGACGUCGAGCCACAACCCGUACUUUCCCGCGAUCCCGGUGUGUCCCGGCCUGAUGCAAAACGCGCUAGUGGAAGCUCCGGUGGUCACGAAGAUGAAACUCCAGGCCCUGCCAAGUCCUGCGCUUCAACCGCCUUCGCCUUUGUGCCUUGAUGGCAGUGAAGAGGCUGAGGGGGUGGCGCUGGCAGGAGCGGGAGUUGUCUCCAGUGGGUCCUCAGCACGGGCCCCUACCGGUAUGGCCAAGCGGCUGUUCAUCCAGCGGCCAUCCUCGCUGUCAUCGCUAUCAUCGCGCACCCGGCAGCAAGAGACCCUGAACGCCGUCUCGGAGAGCCUCAGCGCGAUCGCGACACUUGUCACGCCGUUGCCGUCGCCUGCACCCGAGACCCCCGAGUUCACCAUCGAGACGAUGCGCGCGCCGUCGUACGUCCAGGUACCCUCGAACUGGCGACGCGUGCCGCCGCUCGCUAUCGAGAACGAAGGCAUCCUAGAGCCGAGCAUCCGGAGGAGAGAACUCUAGAAAGAAGACAUUUGCUCUUACUGUUCCUCCUGCCAUCAUACACCGAAAGUAGAUUAGCAUCAUUCGUGCAUAUUAUUUUUCUCACAUUGUAUACGCCUCGUAGUGACCUAUUGCAUAACUCAUCCAAUUCAUCCUACGUUUUUGUGGUCCUAUCUCGCCUUGCCUCGCAUAUACACAUAUGCCUGUCACAUCCUCCCCCCUUCCCUUUCUGCAUUCCACAACAUUCGUCUUUCCCCUCCUGCACAUCGCCCCGUCUACCCACACGCCAUCCCUCCUUGUCUCACGUCCAUCCGUCCCCUGCAUGUCUAACCAUAUCGUGUCAAUUGCUCCGUACAUGCGCUGCUGGAUCCUCGUUCGUUCGAUGCUCGCUCUAUCUCUUAUCCACCAUCAUUCCCCUGCAUUUUCUUCCAGAUUUCUUGUCGCCCGCGCCGUUGGCGUGCUCGCCUCUUUUCGUAAUCGUCUGUCGGGUAGCCUUCAACUGCACCCGGCGGAUACUUUUUCCUACACCUCGGAUCUCGAGGCCUACGUUACACGGACCUGCUCUACUCGCCGUGCCUCGUCGUGCCUUCUGCUUCCCGUGGGA